AUGCCGAUCCAACGAUCACCGAAGGAAACGCAGCGUUCCGAAGAGGAAUCUGGACUCUUCAAAGGAUUUCCUGAUGAAGCCGCAGCCAAAGGAUCCAACAUUGCUGCCGAUGCGGCAACCGCGUCGCAACUCAACCCGCUAUUCCGGCAACGUAGACAGGUGUUUCAAAAGGUAAUCCGUAUCAGAGACAUCGUAGACAAUUCCGACAUUCCAGUCAACAUUGCCCAGCUGAGAUUGUAUUCCCGGAAGCUUCCAUCGCUGUCCGAAGAGUUCUCCAAUUUCCAUAAUAGAAUCCUGGCCAUCAUUCCCGACAACGAAAUGGAAACUCAAGAAGCGGAAUGUCUACAGUUUGAAGAUGUCUGUGAUUUUACAUCCACCAUCGUAGAGGAUUUACUAAUGCAAUAUAACGCACCUGAAAUUAAAUCGUCAGCACCAUCGCAGGUAAUCAUUCAGCAGCAACCUCUCAAAGCUCCUAUCCCGACGUUCGAUGGAAAAUACGAGAACUGGCCUCGUUUUAAAGCAAUGUUCCAGGAUAUAAUUUCUCGGUGUUCUGAUUGUGAUGCCAUCAAGCUUCAUCAUUUAGAUAAAGCUUUGAUUGGCGCAGCAGCAGGAAUUAUUGAUGCAAAAACACUUGCUGACAAUAAUUAUACCCACGCGUGGAAUUUAUUAGUAGAUCGAUUUGAAAAUCCACGAAUAAUUAUUGACUCACACAUUGGAGGGUUAUUGAACAUGAAACCGAUGAAAAAGGAGUCCCAUGGUGAAUUGAGAGAGCUGCUGGAUACGUGCACCCGUCAUGUUGAAGGACUUAAAUUUAUGGGACAAACAAUCGAUGUGAUAUCUGGCUUGAUUGUUGUUAAGAUUGCUGGCUUGUUGUUGUUCAAAAGGAAUAGCGUGAAAGUGCAUACUGCAACAUUCGAUAGCAACGUUAUUUUAUGCCAGUUCUGUGGGGAAGAUCAUUACAAUUACUUGUGUCCGGAAUUUUGUAAGCUGUCAUUACCCGAGAAGUUGCAGAAUGUGAAGGAUUCACGAGUAUGUUUCAAUUGCCUUCGUCGUGGACAUCGCAUAGCUGAGUGUUCAUCCAGAAAGUCGUGUUCGGUGUGCAAGAAACGUCAUCAUAGUUUGCUGCAUAACGAUGUGAAGAAAUCCGAAGAGAAUGCUGUAUCCUGCGUACGAGACAACACUAGCGGGCCGACCGCCCAUUCCCAACAGCGGAGAAGAGAAACUGAAUCAACCGUGUCUUCUUCUUGUUCCUUCGGAGGUUCAACAAUUCUGCCAAAUGUUUUACUCCUCACUGCUAUGGUAUAUUUACGUGGUAAGAAUGGUAAAAUUGUUUUAUGCCGUGCAUUUUUAGAUUCCGGAGCGCAGACCAAUUUAAUCUCCAUGUCCAAGUAUAAUGAAUUGGGUCUGGAAGGGAUUCCGGUUAACAUCGACAUUGUAGGUGUCAGUAGUGCUCGCAGUAAAUCCAAUCGUUUAGUAGAAGUUAGUCUCAUGUCCACCUAUAAUAAUUAUGAAACAGAAUUGAAAUGUUUAGUUACUCCCAAGAUCACAGGAACAUUACCUCGUAGCCAAAUUGACAUCGCCAAGUGGAACAUUCCUACUAAUUUACAUAUGGCUGAUCCUCAAUUUCAUAAACCCGCAGAAGUGGACUUAUUGAUUGGUAUAGGUCAUUUCUUCAAGUUAUUGAAAGGCGGAUAUAUUUAUAUCGCCGAAGGACUUCCAGAAUUGCGUGAAACAGAGUUAGGUUGGGUCGUGUCGAGAGAAAUUCAGCUAGGAUCAUAUGUCAGCCCUCAACAUGUUAAUUCUGUUACAAUAGAAUCUUUAGAUACCAUCAUAAAGCGAUUUUGGGAAGUAGAGGAAAUAGAGACGGAAGUAAAUCAGUCAAAGGAAGAACAGGAAUGUGAAGAAUUCUAUCGCCGCACUCACAAACGAGACCAAACAGGACGUUUUAUUGUGAAACUUCCGUUUCGAGAAAUAGUAAACCAAAUUGAUGAUAAUCGAUCACUUGCACUUCGCCGUUUCAUGUUUUUGGAAAAGCGUCUUCGCAAGGAUCCCGAUAUCCAACAGCAAUAUUCAGAUUUUAUUAAAGAGUACGAAUCGUUAGAACAUUGCAAAGAAAUUAGAGAAGCAGAUGACCCUCCAGGUAAAUUGAGAUAUUACUUGCCACAUCAUGCCGUAUUACGUCCAAUGAGUUCCAGCACCAAAUUGAGAGUUGUGUUUGAUGCUUCAGCUAAAUCACCUUCUGGUACAUCUCUCAACGAUGUUCUACAAGUUGGAGCAGUUGUACAAAGUGAUUUAUUGGCAAUUCUCCUAAGAUUUCGUCAGUAUCGUUUCGUAUUCACUGCAGACAUUACUAAAAUGUAUAGGCAGGUUCUUGUUGAUAGUAACGAUACGUCUUUCCAACGAAUAUUCUGGCGUGAUCAACCAGCGGAUCCUCUUCGUGUUCUGGAACUGGUGACAGUAACAUAUGGAACGUCUGUGGCACCAUACCUGGCAACUCGAUCUUUAGUUCAGCUUUGUGAAGAUGAAAAAGAACUAUAUCCAUUAGCAUCUCGUAUUAUCAAACAAGAUUGUUAUAUGGACGAUAUGCUAUCAGGUGCUAACACUUUAGAAGAUGCGGUUGAAAGUAAACAUCAAAUCCAAGGAUUAUUACAACGUGGAGGGUUUCCAGUUCAUAAAUGGUGCGCCAAUAAUGGAACUAUUUUAGAGGGAAUACCAGAAGCGAAUCGAGAAAAAGUGGUACAAUUCGAUCCAGAGUUUGCAAAUGAAGGAAUCAAAACGCUUGGCCUGAUUUGGAAUCCCACCAGUGACGAAUUCCGUUUCAUGCUGCAAAAUUGUUUGAUCCUUUAG
Molecule: messenger RNA, 2847 nt
Organism: Toxorhynchites rutilus septentrionalis
Lineage: Eukaryota; Metazoa; Arthropoda; Insecta; Diptera; Culicidae
Exons: 2
Coding region: 1-2847 (948 amino acids)
Source: RefSeq, a predicted model, not a curated record